UUACCUAACUUCGACACAAACACGCAGUUCCCAGAAGCAUCAACUUCAAACAGCUCCAGCUUCCUGGCUGCUCACAUCUUGGCUUAGGGGAGCAGAGGCAAAGAGCUACUACUGAGGGGUUCCGCAGCAACUCCGCAAGGCUUGGAAUUGCCAAGAUGCUUCUGCUUCUUUCUCUGGUUACUGGGCUUGCCCUGUCUGCCUUUGGUGCCAUGACAGACAAAGAGACUGAUCCAAGCCAGGAGUCACUUCACGACAUACAGAAGAAAGUGAACGACCUCUGGAAGAAUUUGCUGUACCCAGCGCUGCCUGGCAAUGAGACUGAUGGGCUGGUUUAUGCCACUUGUGAAAUGAAGCCCAGCUCCAAAAUAGAUGCUGAAAAGCCCCAAGUGACCGGGCAGGUCUUAUUCCAACAGCAUUACUCCAAUGGAAGACUAGAAGCCAUUUUUCACUUGGAUGGCUUUCCACUGGGUAAUAACCAAUCCGGUCGAGCCAUUCACGUCCACGAGCUCGGGGACCUCAGCAGCGGCUGCGACUCCACCGGGGGCCACUACAACCCCUUCAGUGUCAACCACCCCCGGCACCCAGGGGACUUUGGCAACUUCAUUCCCAGAGAAGGCAAAAUCAGAAAAUACAAAGCAAACCUCUUUGCCACUCUGUCUGGUCCCUAUUCCAUCAUGGGCAGAUCCAUUGUGAUCCAUGAGGGGGAAGAUGACAUGGGCAAGGGCAACAACAAGGCCAGUCUGGAAAAUGGGAACGCUGGGAAACGUCUGGCUUGCUGUGUGAUUGGGAUGUGCAGCAGGAGCCUGUGGGAAGAGAAACUCUCUGAAGUGACAGACAAGAAGAAGAGAGGCCUCAACAAAAGAUCACAGAACCAGGCUUAGGUGAAGACCAACAAGCCAGCUACAGCCCAGGCAGCACAGAGUAUCUUAGGCUGUGCCACUGGUCACCGAGCUCUAUGGUGAAAGGAUUUCCACUUGCUUGCUCCUCUGACAACUGCCUGUCACUUUGUAGAGCCUCCUUUCUGUAAGCCCACCAAUAAAACCAGCAUCAACUCAACCUUGUGCUGUAUUUU
Molecule: messenger RNA, 1072 nt
Organism: Dryobates pubescens (Downy woodpecker)
Lineage: Eukaryota; Metazoa; Chordata; Aves; Piciformes; Picidae
Gene: SOD3
Product: superoxide dismutase 3
Exons: 2
Coding region: 156-881 (241 amino acids)
Biological process (GO): removal of superoxide radicals
Molecular function (GO): copper ion binding; superoxide dismutase activity
Source: RefSeq, a predicted model, not a curated record